UUCUUCUUUUAUUUGUAACAAUUAUUGUUGUUGUUGUUGUUGUAGAGGCAAAAGCGGAAAUUGUUGGACCGACAGUAAAAUAUCUUACUCCCGGAUCUACCCUUAAACUCAUUUGUAAAGUUUUACGAAGCACUGAAGCAACAGCGUACAUUUUCUGGUACCACGAUAAUAGAAUGAUAAAUUACGAUCUCGACAGGGGCAUAAAUGUUUCGUCUGAAGCAGACUCACAUUACUCAGAGCUUACCAUACUUCACACAACAAAAAACCAUUCUGGGAAUUACACGUGCGUUCCAUCAAACUCUCAACCAGCUUCAGUGAUUGUUCACAUUUUCAAAGGAUUAUGUAAACAAGAAAGCGUGGAAAUUGUUCGAGGCAUAAUACAAAAUAAACAUUUGUUCUCAAAGUAUUCUUUGGCUCUUUAUUUCCCAGGUGACGUUGCUGCAAUGUAUCACGAGCAUCGUAGUGGAAGUUCUACAAUGUUUCUUCUCAACAACAGAAUUUUAUCGCCACUCUUACUGACAGCAGGAAUAAGUGUCAUAUUUAUGCGAAAGUUUCUAAUUGUUAUGUAA
Molecule: messenger RNA, 569 nt
Organism: Clunio marinus
Lineage: Eukaryota; Metazoa; Arthropoda; Insecta; Diptera; Chironomidae
Source: the annotation of a GenBank genome assembly